This is a messenger RNA of Chara braunii, 1059 nucleotides long. The record is from the annotation of a GenBank genome assembly. Lineage: Eukaryota; Viridiplantae; Streptophyta; Charophyceae; Charales; Characeae.
GCGAUAAUGAAAAGUUCGAAAAGUUGUAUGGGCUAUUGUAUGAGCAAGUGGAAGAGCGGGAUGCAAAGAAGAAGGAAGCCAUGCUAGCUCAGAAAGCGGAGGAAGACAAGGCGAAAUCCUUGGCGGAACAAAAGGAGAAGGAGAAACAUGAGUUGGCUAUGGCCCGUCUGGUGAGAGAGAACGUGAAGAUUGUUUGUGAAAAGGCUUUGGGGAAGAAGAUUGACUUACCGGAAGAUGGGGAGUCCGAGGUGGUACAGCUGAGAAGGGAACUGGAGGCACUUAAGGCUCGGAGCCUUGAACCUGCUAAGGAGAGUGAGUUGGAAAGGUUGAAGAAGAAACGGGAGAUAUUGCUACCUAAACAAGAGGAAAAACGACUAAGGAAGGAGGUUGAUGAUUUACGGAAAGGAGGAAAGCAGACCGCUUCGAGUGGAAUCUCGAAUGAGAAAGAGCAGCAAGAGAUUGCCGAUCUGAAGAAACAGAUUGGGGAUCUGAAGGUGAUCCAAUUUGCACUUGAAGAGAAAAAUAAUGAAGUGGCGAUACUACGAGAGGAGAAUUUGCAUUUAAGAGACCUGAAAGAUGAGGUGUGUGUGGCGAGGCUGAGUAAAAGACCUUCUGAUGUUGUGACACAAAAGAGCCCUCCGGAGGAACCGGCGAUGGGCAAGGCUAAGGUGACUGAUAGCAGCACAGCAAUGUACACACCUAAAGACAUGGAGGCGCUCAGAAAAGCGUACAAGGAUGCGCUCGUCAGCAAGCAGUGGGUGCAAGAGGAGGUGCGGAUGCUCAAGGAGAGGUAUGCGAGAAAAUCAGCAGCCAGGCUGAGGCGUAUGCCUACGAUGCGGAAGGCAACGCUGCGAAAUCUGAAGAAAAGCUUGAAGAAAGCGGCCACGGAGGAGAUCACGACGGACAAGGAGGAUUCCAAACAGGAGGAGGAAGAAGGAGAAACCCUGACGAGGAAGGGGCCGUCUACGAAGUAGGCGGAUAAGCAUGCCAGCGAUCGAUACAGAAAGGUGCUGGCCGCAAAGAAUAAGGAGUUGAAACCACUCAAGAAAGCUAAUGUCG